Linnemannia hyalina is the source of this 2739-nucleotide messenger RNA. Lineage: Eukaryota; Fungi; Mortierellomycota; Mortierellomycetes; Mortierellales; Mortierellaceae. The record is from the annotation of a GenBank genome assembly.
AUGAAGAAGAAGACUUUUCCCGCACCUAACGACUCGUCUGCCGAAAGAAAGCGACUCAAGGAGUCUGACGCGCACAUUAAGCACUGGAUGAGAUGGGGACCUUACCUCUCUGAGCGCCAAUGGGCGACGGUGCGUGAGGAUUACAGUGGAGAUGGAGACGCCUGGCGCUUUUUCCCACACGACCAUGCACGAUCCAGGGUCUACCGAUGGGGCGAGGACGGUCUUGCCGGUCUGUCGGAUAACCACCAACGGCUCUGUGUCUCGCUUGCCCUUUGGAACGGGAAGGAUAAUAUCCUCAAGGAGCGUCUCUAUGGCUUGACUAACCAUGAAGGCAACCAUGGUGAGGAUGUCAAGGAGUUGUAUUACUACCUGGAUAACACCCCGACCCACUCCUACAUGAAGUAUCUGUACAAAUACCCACAGGCAGCGUUCCCUUACGACCAACUCGUCAGAGAGAGCGCUGGUCGCAGCCGCGUCCAGCCCGAGUACGAGUUAAUCGACACCGGGAUCUUCAGUGAAGACAAGUACUUUGACGUCUUUGUCGAGUACGCCAAAGACGGCUUGGAUCAGGACGAUAUCCUGAUCAAGAUUACGGCCCAUAACCGAGGUCCCCAAGAAGCGCCCGUUCAUAUCAUCCCCCAGUUCUGGUUCCGGAACACCUGGGUUUGGUUUCCUGAGGGCGAGGUCAAGGUUCCAUCGCUCCAGAAGAAGGGCGAUCUCGUAAUUGAGGCUGACCAUGAUUCUUUGGGGAAGCGAUGGGUUCAUUUUGAGGCUGUUGCUGGAGCAGGACCGGACCUGAUUUUCACCAACAAUGAGACGAAUGAACAGAAAGUGUUCAACAAUGUCAACAAGUGCCCUUAUGCCAAGGAUGCGUUCCAUGAGUAUGUCGUUAAUGGCAACCAGGCGGCAGUCAACCAGAAGGAUCAUCGAGGUACCAAGGCCGCCGGUGUCUACAAGUUCGAGAAAGUCCCUGCUGGUGGCAAGGUCGAGGUUCGAGUCCGAAUGAACAAGAAACCACCAGGACCAGCUGGAAAGGGUCAAGCAGCCCCCGGUGUGGUCGCGGCAGAGUUUGAGCGUGUCAUCCAGGAGCGUAUCAAGGAGAGCGACGACUUCUACAACCAGUUGGCGCACAAGGAUCUUGCUCCCGAUCUGAAGCUGAUCCAGCGUCAAGCCCUGGCAGGUAUGUUGUGGUCCAAGCAGUUUUACCAUUUCGACCAACGCUCCUGGCGUAAGGGUGAUCCCAUCGGUCCGCCUCCCCCACCCGAGAGAACAAACUUGAGGAACAAGGAGUGGAAACACAUGUAUGUAGACGAUAUCCUGUCGAUGCCGGACAAGUGGGAGUACCCCUUCUUUGCCGCCUGGGACAUGGCCUUCCACACCAUCCCAUUGUCUUUGGUCGACCCUACUUUUGCAAAGAGACAGCUUGAUCUGUUGACCCGAGAGUGGUACAUGCACCCCUCGGGCCAGAUCCCUGCCUACGAGUGGAACUUUUCUGACGUCAACCCUCCGGUGCAUGCUUGGGCUACAUUGCAGGUGUACAAGAACGAAGAACGUCUUUACGGAAAGACCGACGACCUCUUCCUUGAGCGCGUUUUCCAAAAACUCCUCUUGAACUUUACUUGGUGGGUCAACCGAAAGGACACUGAAGGAAACAACGUCUUUGAGGGAGGUUUCUUGGGUUUGGACAACAUUGGUCUCUUCAACCGAUCAGAGCCCUUGCCCAACGGGGCUACCCUGCGCCAGGCUGACGGUACCUCCUGGAUGGCUUUCUUCUCCCUCUGCAUGCUGCACAUUGCUCUGGAGUUGGCCAAGAAGAACAAGGCCUACGAAGAUAUCGCGUCAAAGUUCUUGGAACACUUUUUCCACAUCUCGGACGCGAUGACGUACCAUUCUGGCAGCGAGGAAAAGUCGCUCUGGGACUCUGAGGACAAGUUUUUCUAUGACUCGAUUUCCUGGCCUGGCGGACACACCCAGCGCCUCAAGACCCGCAGCUUGGUGGGAUUGAUCCCACUAUUCUCGACGUUGGCCUUGGAUCCCGAAUAUGUCGACCUCUUCCCAGGGUUCAAAAAGCGUCUCGACUGGCUCCUAGCCUACCGCGAAAGAACCCGCCCCGCCCGGGUCUUCAAAAAGGAAGACACAAACGAAAACGGAUCUAUCUUCCUCGCCCUCGUCGACCAGACCAUGCUCCGCGAAGUCCUCAAACGCCUCCUGGACGAAAACGAGUUCCUCUCCCCCUUUGGAAUCCGAUCGCUUUCGAAAUACCACAAGGAUCACCCAAUGUCCAUGUGGAUGAAUGAACAGGAGUUUAGGGUGGAUUACUUGCCUGCAGAAUCGGAUUCGGGCAUGUUUGGAGGAAACUCGAAUUGGAGAGGUCCCAUUUGGUUGCCGACGACGUACCUCCUUGUUAGCUGUUUGAAGCGAUUCCAUUAUUUCUAUGGACCGGAUUUCAAGGUUGAGUGUCCAACUGGUUCAGGGAUCAUGAAGAAUUUGGAGGAAGUCGCAUGGGAGAUUGAGAUCCGCUUGGUUAAAUUGGUCGGACGGAAUAAGCAGGGUCAGCGGGCUGCGAAUGGUGGGGUUGACAAGACAGACAAGGAUCCGUACUUCAAGGAUUUGGUCCUGUUCUAUGAGUACUUUGAUGCAGAGUCCGGCAAGGGGUUGGGGGCUUCGCAUCAGACUGGAUGGACAGGUUUGCUUGCUGUCUUGGUCCAUCAAGUUGGCACCAAGUGCGGACAGUCUUAA